AUGUAUUCGGUGAGUCGAGUCGAUGGUUGCUUGGAACGCAAGCCUCGUCAUAGCUGUUAUGUCGGUAACAUGGACGGGACGUCAGGAGCAAGCUCUUCAUUGCUAUCAGAAUCAGACGUCGUGUCGUGGUCAGAGUCAGUCGAGGUCGGCAAGAUAGGAGAUUUCAGAGUGGGUGGUGCAUUGUAUUUCUUCGUCAGCAAUAGUCGUUACCGGUGGAGUAAGAGCCGUCGAAGGAGGGUCGAUUGUGGAGGGAGAAAUGUCAAGAUAUGGAAAAAUGUUCUCUUGAAACAGAACAUCUCGUGGCAUUAA
Microthlaspi erraticum is the source of this 309-nucleotide messenger RNA. NCBI's taxonomy places the organism in Eukaryota, Viridiplantae, Streptophyta, Magnoliopsida, Brassicales, Brassicaceae. The record is from the annotation of a GenBank genome assembly.